ACAAUUAAAUCAAUAAUUAAACCACUUAACGACAAUAAUGAACCACAAGGAAGUGGUAAUGGUGGCCAUGGCGAUGGUUGUUUCUUAGAGAGAGAGAGAGAGAGAGAGAGAGAGAGAGAGAGAGAGACGAAGAAGAAGAAAGAUCAGACAAGUCCAACACGACACACUCUGAUUCACUGAGUUUCCAUAUAAAGAGACAAGAACCGUUUACUUCGGACAAGGAGACAUGCAAAACUAAUCUCUGUUCCUGUCUUCUUCACCGUCGUUUCAUCUAAUACUAAAAAAAAAAGAUGAAUAAGAAAGAUUCAACUUUGCCGUACCUUAACACUAGCAUCUCAUGGGGAGCGGUUCCAACCGAACCACUUAGCUUGAAAGUGGUGGAUGCAAGGCCUGAACAUACCACAAAGCAAAUCAGUUUCCAGGACCAGGACUCAUCUUCAACUCAGUCCACUUGUCAGUCUUACACUGAUGUUGCUAGCAGUGGGGAUGAUAUUCCUUCCAGACAAAUCUCCUUUUUAACAAAAUCAGGAUCUGAAGAAACUCAGCAGAAGGGAUUUGCAACUACUCAUCCUAAACCAAGCUCCAUGACCGGACUUCCGAGUAUACACUUUGCUCCUACGCAUGCUAAUUUCACUUUUCACUAUGGUGAUCCACAUUUUGGUGGUGGUGUGUUAGCUGCAACUUAUCUUCCACAGGUACCAACGUGCAACCCCCAAAUGGUGGGUAUGGUUCCUGGUCGAGUUCCUCUACCAGUGGAGAUCACAGAAACUGAGCCAGUCUUUGUCAAUGCGAAGCAGUACCACGCAAUCAUGAGGAGAAGACAGCAACGUGCCAAGCUUGAGGCUCAGAACAAGUUAAUCAAAGCCAGGAAGCCGUAUCUUCAUGAAUCUCGACAUGUUCAUGCUCUUAAAAGGCCAAGAGGAUCCGGUGGAAGAUUCCUAAACACCAAGAAACCUCUCCAAGAAUCCCAACAGGCUGCUGCUGCUAAAGAACAAGAAGAAAGCAAAAAGGCAAACAUGUCUAGAUUUGAAGCUCAUAUGCUGCAACAUAACAAAGACCGUAGCUCAACCACCUCUGGAUCAGACAUCACAUCUGCUUCCGACGGUGUUGAUAUCUUUGGACACACCGGAUUCCAGUUUUCAGGUUUCCAAACAACUCAGACUAACCGAGCCAUGCUUGUUAAUGGUCAUCAAUCCAAUGACAUGCAUGGAGGUGGGGACUUGCACCAUUUCUCUGUCCAUAUCUGAGACUUUGGUGCUGUUUUCAUGUUUCCCACCAAAAGGGGAAGUCAUCCUUGGCUACUAUUACUAGUUCUCUUGCUACUGUUUUCAUUUCACUUUAUGUGUGUGUUAUAAGACAUCGCAAGAACAACCAAAAUCUUCACUUUGGAACACACUUUUCAAUCUUCGGUUACCAAUAUGUAUCUCAUGUGUUAAACUAGUGGUUUGGUUUUAUUAUAAGCUUUCAAUUGCUUUUUAUGUAAUGAAGAAGUCUCUGGAUUAUGAAUGAAUAUUAUAAAUAAAACACAAUUCUGCUUCCA
Raphanus sativus (radish) is the source of this 1540-nucleotide messenger RNA. Its product is annotated as nuclear transcription factor Y subunit A-3. Gene Ontology annotation, cellular component: CCAAT-binding factor complex. Gene Ontology annotation, molecular function: DNA-binding transcription factor activity, RNA polymerase II-specific; RNA polymerase II cis-regulatory region sequence-specific DNA binding. The transcript has 5 exons. Gene Ontology annotation, biological process: regulation of transcription by RNA polymerase II. Bases 291 to 1247 code for a protein of 318 amino acids. NCBI's taxonomy places the organism in Eukaryota, Viridiplantae, Streptophyta, Magnoliopsida, Brassicales, Brassicaceae. The record is from RefSeq and is a predicted model, not a curated record.